Oncorhynchus masou masou (cherry salmon) is the source of this 3763-nucleotide messenger RNA. RefSeq names its product meteorin, glial cell differentiation regulator (gene metrn). The record is from RefSeq and is a predicted model, not a curated record. NCBI's taxonomy places the organism in Eukaryota, Metazoa, Chordata, Actinopteri, Salmoniformes, Salmonidae. Gene Ontology annotation, molecular function: hormone activity. The transcript has 4 exons. Gene Ontology annotation, biological process: positive regulation of axonogenesis; glial cell differentiation. The coding region runs from base 233 to 1144 and encodes 303 amino acids.
CAUCAGGGAGGCAGAGUAAAAGUAGGGACAGUCCGUUUAAAAGUGUAACUGAAAGUAUCUUAUCUUUUCAUCAAGAAAAGGAGGCUACCACGCUAUGGAGGUUGUCGAGAAAAGCAAAAUACAAUUCAAGUAGACAGGAAUAGUGGAGAUUCCCAUGCGUAAAGGUUGAAGGGACGGCAUCUUUGGAACAUUAACUUAAAAAAAAUCUAAGUCGUAACACCUACCGAAGGAAAUGGCUAUUUCUUGGAUUUACAAAGUUUGGAUCCUGCUACUACCCAUUUUUGAUAGCGCUGUGUCCAGUUAUUCCGAAGACCAAUGUAGCUGGCGAGGGAGUGGUCUGUCCCAGCAGCCAGGCAGUGUGGAGCAGAUAUCCCUCCACUGCUCGGAGGGUGCUCUGGACUGGCUCUACCCUAAGGGAGCGCUUCGCCUCACCCUGUCCCCCAGGUUGACUUCUGCGGCGGUGGGGCCGGGGGGCAGCAGCUCAGGCCUGAUCACGGCCUGCGUCAAGCCCUCAGAGCACUUCCACGGGGCCCAGCUCUACUUGGAGAGAGACGGGCUCCUGGAGCUCCUGGUAGGGGACCGUCUGGAGACGUCUCCCCCACCCCGGGUGCGCUGCUUCAGCCGCUUGCCCGGCGAGAAGGUAGCCCUCUUCCUCCAGGCCACGCCUCACCAGGACAUCAGCCGCCGCAUUGCAUCGUUCCGCUAUGAGCUGCGAGGUGAUUGGACGGCACGUCUGUCACUCGACUCGAACCCCAUCAUCAGUAAUGAAGGUGCCUGCAGACCCUGUAACAACACAGAGCUCCUUAUGGCCGUCUGCACCAGUGACUUUGUGGUGCGUGGUAACAUCAAGGCAGUGGACGAGGACAGUGAGCUACGGGCGGCUGUAAUCAAAGUCAGCGCUACCCGAGUGUUCCGCCAGAAAUACACCCUGUUUACCGGGACCGGCCGUUUGACCCGCACGGGCGAGAUCAGGACCCUGCUGCAGUGCGGUGUCCGGCCUGGGGUAGGCAGCUUCCUCUUCACCGGCCGCGUCCACUUCGGCGAGGCAUGGUUGGGCUGCGCCCCCCGCUACAAGGACUUCCUCCAGGCCUACGCUCAGGCCAAGUUGGCCCAGCAGCUACCCUGUGAAAUGGCUGUGGACUGACCCGAGCCACCCCAAAUCCCACCUGACUACUCCCCUGAAUGAGGCUGUCCUGUGAGGCAAGCCCUAACUCGAUCAGCCCCCCCCUUGCCUGUCAUUUGGUUUGCCAUACCUCAGAGUGAAAGGUGAGGAAGAUGGAAGCCUAUCCGAUGAUGCAGCUGUGGGUCGACCCUGCCAUGAAGGUCCCGUUGGAUGCAGUCUUCCCCCAAAGACUGAGGAGUUGGGCAUGGACAUUUGUAGCACCAUUCCCAGUGCAAUAUACAGUCCUGUUAAAAUAUGAAGGACACUGUGGACGAGAUGAGAUUAAAGCAUUUGGCACAGGACACAUUUUCCAAAAAUGCUUAUUCAGAAUUCUCACAAGAGCUUUCUGUAACAACAAGCAGACAUUUGUCAGGAAUGGAUUCAGAGCUAUUGAGUGUGAAUUUGUGUCUUUUAAACUCAGGGAAAUAUGUGGAAAAUUCUGUGGUGAAGUUACCAUCUAUUUGGAAGUCACGUAAUUGUUAUCCCAGUGUUCAAGUACAAGGCUGUUGUUUUUCUAUGGUGGUCUUCAAAAUGGCCACUCAUUUUCCUUCAAUGUUUUGUUUCGGAAAACUGGGGGAAAUCUAUCCUUUUGUGUCCAACAUUUUCUCACAAUUUUAUAGUUGAAAGAAACAAUGGGGGACUAUUCUCAGUGUUGCAAUUAUUUAUUGGAGAUUAGGGUGGGUCUUUCUUUAUUCAAGGAUUUAAAAAAAAAAAUCGUAAUUUGCACUAAUAAGGGAAAGGGAAUGAUCUGGAAAGUCUGAUGCUGCAAGCAAUGAAAACCAAAUGAAAACCUGACUAUAUGUAGCGUAGAAGAGGAGUGAUCAGAACGUAAUAAAUGUACAGAUAUUGCUAGCGCAUGAUAGCGCUACACUAGGGUUAGCACAUGUUAACGCUAGGCUAGCACAUAUUAAUGCUAGGCUUGGGCUAGCGCAUGUUAGCGCUAGGCUAAAGCUUGCACCGCAGGUUCAAAGCACGAUAAACUCUGCAAACUAGUGAUGAACGUGCUUUUACGACAAUAGCCAACUCUGAGAUUAUUAUUUUUUCGAAGUACACACAAGGCAAUUCUGCCUUUUUGAACCCUGUUUAAAUAUUUUCUGCAGAUUUAUAAUACAGUUUACUUCAAGACUUCAUUGUGAUAUCUCAGUUUGGUUGAAAACUUUUGUUACCUUUUAAUAUGCUGUCUGAGAAACAUUGAUUUUAAUAUUUGAAAACCCCUUAUUUCGAGUUUACCAUAAUUACGUUACAACAGUGUUGCCCGUUACAGCCAUUUCGUAGCUAUUCAUACCUAUUUUGUAACUGUAAGCCUAAGAGAAAAGCUGUCUGCAAAAAACAAGCUGCAAAAUACUACCAAAACAUAUAAUGAGAUGCUAUAAGGUUUACUGGUCCAGAUUUAUGUCAUUGUUCAAAGUUAAAUAAUUGUGUUUAUUGAGUACCACAGUAUGAGUCAUAAAACCCGGAAAAUGAGUCAUAAAACCUGGAAAUGAUUCCAAUCGUUUUUUCACCAUAAAUGUUUCCAUCUGAGAUUUUACAGACCCAUAUAGGGUCUGUAUUUCGUAUAGGCUUUUUUGAUAACAUUUUGAUAACCGCGCAAAUGUAACUUUUAUUAAUCAUUUGCAUAGCACAUUCUUGAAAGUAAAUUGAGGCAAAUACAUUGAUAAAACUCACCUCGUCCGGGAGGGAAUUACACAGCUAUCAAAACGUUACUGUCAAAUUCACAAUGUGAAAAAUUAAUGGCGGAAAUUCCAUUGGAACCAUAACCAUUGUGGCGGACUAUGGGAGUUUGGCGGGAAAUGUUUCAAGUUUGUGGGACUGCAACUGCUGACAACAGCAAUAUUCCCCUCAAUGAAUGUCCAUUGGGAUAUGUCUCAAAGUUGGCAGAAGCAGUUGCAUCCAGUAGCUACCUAACUUUCACAAGCAUAUGUCCGAAAUGUUGAUAGCCAUGUUGAGCCGUGAAAAACAAUUUAGUCCGGCCUCCUGAGGGACGCAGCAGUCUAAGGCACUGCAUCACAAUGCUAGAGGCACCACUACAGACCCUUGAUCUAUCCCAAGAUCGAAAAAGGGGGUGAAAUUAAAAAACAAAAAUACAAUUUAGUCCAAAUAUCAAUAAUUAAUUCUUACAGCAGUAUUAAAGGUAUUUGCGUGAUACUCUUUCAAACAGCUUUGGGGUUAGCAGUAAGCAUCUCUAGACUAGCAUGCAAAAGGAACAAAACAUUCAUAUCCAUGGCCAUGAUGGCUAGUCAAGUUACGUUGUCUUAUGUGUACUAAAUGGAUGAAGGGAGCAGUUAACACCAAAUUAAGUUGAUGUGCUGGAGCGGUAUGUACACAAAAAGCCGAAAACUGCAAUGCUUGCUGAUAUUGUCAAUUGUUUCUAUGUGAGUGUAAUUUUGUGUUAAUACCAAUGUGAAUGUUAUUAUGUAUAUAAGAAAUUCUAGAAACAAAAAAAAAAACAACUUAUGGAGGAAAGUGUUUGUAUGUGGUCUGUGAUAUUUAAAGGCUGAAAAGCACAUUUGAAUGUUAUGGAUUUUUUUUAUUUUAUUUUUAAUCUUUGCAUGGUUGCCUCUUCCACCAACUAUAUAGUAAAGUUACAUGGUUGUAUAGUUA